AUGCCUGUUUAUCAUGCAGAAUCGUCUGUCGCAGUCACCGUAUCCGGCCGCAUUCAUCGAUUGCCUCUCGAGGUCCUCGCACGUAUGUUCAAGUUCUACGUUGGAAAAGAUGAGCAAGACAACAGCUUUGACCCGACCUACGAGGUCUUUCCGCUUGGAGCUGUGUGUAAAACAUGGCGCUAUACGGCUUGGACAACUCCUUCACUUUGGACGAGGCUUAGAUUCAAGUUUGGUUCCAGGACAACAGAAUCCAAAGUUCAGCUCGCUAUGGGAUGGCUCAUGCGCUCAGGGGUCCUUCCAUUGGAUGUUUAUCUAUCAGCUACAGAAUCAACGGAAACCAUUAUUCUUCCGUUAGUUGAUCUAGUCAACCGACUUCUCUAUCGCUGUCGGUUUUUGAUCCUGUCUAAUUUGACCUAUCUGGCCCAGUCUCGAUUUUCGCCACCUAGUCGUUCCUCUAUACUUGAGAUUUUGAGAAUCAUACCUCUCACCAUCACUUCGCCACUCUACCUUGGACCAAAUGUGGCACCAAAAGACCUCUGCAUACUCGGUUAUUAUGUGAAUUUACUUGACAUCAAUUGGGGUAAUCUCACUACCGUGGAGGGACUCGAAGUCUGCCUCAUUGAUGUAUUUCAUGUCAUUAACAUGGCUCCUCAGCUUGUGUCGUUUCGCAGAGUUUACGUUCAUAUGGACUCCUCACUCCCACCUGACGGAUACAAGCAAAUCACCCAUUCCAAACUACAGAAUUUAAUGAUCGAAUCGCAUGAAGACAGCGAAUCUGAAGCUGACGUCGCCCUCGAUACAUUCUUUCGAACGGUUUCCCUCCCCAGCUUAAUAGAUUGCUGCACCGAAUCACAGUGCUAUCCUUUCCCUUCGGCAGCCUUUUGCUCAUUCCUCUCACGUUCAUCCUGCUCCAUCCAAGAAUUGGAUAUAUAUACGGCUUCUAUUGAAACCGACGUCCUCAUAGAAAUUGCAAAGGCAUCUCCCAACGUGAGGAAUUUUUCCUUGGAAUUUCCUCCACAUACUGGUGUGCCAGAAGUGCAUCGCAGGCAAUCCAAUCUCGGGCCAUUCUACGACGCACUUGUUCAAGUUUCCGAAACCACUGGCAGCUAUGUCCUGUUUCCCCACCUUCAGAAAUUCUCUAUAUGCGCGGAUGCUGUGUUUCCUUGGAAAAAUUUCCCCCGGAUAUGCCGCAGAACAAAUCUAAAAGGCAUCUGUAUUUCGGUUUUGAAGGGCUAUGAAGAUCCAGAUUUCUUUCCCUCUUCAUGGGAACUGUUUGCUGAACUUCUAGAACUCAAUGAGGCUAGGAACUUUGAUAUCAAAUACGGAAACCGUAGCUUGCUCGAGCAAGCCUUUCACUAUCUGAAGUCCAGUGGCAAAGAAUAUUCCUCCGACCUGGUCGACAGAUUUGCUAAAACCUUGACUUCAUUUGAAGAUGAGUGA
This is a messenger RNA of Psilocybe cubensis, 1440 nucleotides long. RefSeq lists its product as uncharacterized. Lineage: Eukaryota; Fungi; Basidiomycota; Agaricomycetes; Agaricales; Agrocybaceae. The record is from RefSeq and is a predicted model, not a curated record. Bases 1 to 1440 code for a protein of 479 amino acids. Gene Ontology annotation, molecular function: protein binding. The transcript has a single exon.